CCCUGUGGAACUUUAGUCUUUACCAGACUCCUAGACGCAAACCGUUGUUUGCCCGUUGUUUAUUAGUCUUUAUUGUGAUAAUUUUGUUACCCAAACCAUAGCCUACGCGUUAUAUUUGAGAGCCAGUGGCGAUUACAGUAUGGGAAAGCGAGAUAAACGUGUGGCCUUUGUCAACCCUGUUGCUGCUGCUCGGAUGUCUGCACCGGCCAGCUCUGGGCCAAGUAUCAGGGACUACCUCAAUCGACCAAGACCAACAUGGGAUGAAAUGAAGGAACAGAUGAACAAGAAGAAGGCAGGAUCAGAGACACUAGCUGCUUAUGAAGAGCAUUUAAAUCAGAAACACAGAGAAGAAUUGCAAAAACACAGAGAAGCACUUCUGAAAGGAAAAGAUACAUUAUUUAAGAAAGAGUCAAAAAAAUCAAAAACAAAGAAGAGAAAGAGGUUGCCUUCUUCCUCAUCUUCUUCAUCUGAUGACAGUGACAUUGAAGAUCCACCAAAGAGGAAGAAAAGAAAGCGUAAGAAGCACAGGAAUGAAGGCAGUGAAAACCAAAGUUCUGGUGAUGAAGGGGGUCUUCAAAGAUAUAAGGGAAAAACUGUAAAUGAAAGCAAGAAGAAAAGAAAAAGGUUGCAUUCUCCCUCCCCUGCCUCAUUUUCUGAUGAUAGUCACAGUGAUAAGCAUCUUAAAAAGAAAAAAAGAAAGAAGCAUAGAAAGCAUAAGCAGAAGAAGAAGAAGAAGUAGAAGAAGACAUAAUGCUGUAUUUCGAGAAGACAAUACUCAAGGAAGAAAGAAAAUGGAUGGGAUUUGAAAUAAAUCUAACAGCAAUGAUUAGUUUUGUUAGACAAAUAGAUAGCAUAGCUCGAAACCAGCCAUUUCUGUGAGACCACAGUGCGUGCCCACAUGUUGGGGGGGGGGGGGGGGAUGGGCAAUCGUAAGACCUCAACUGUCAGCUGGAAUAAUGGAGAUCAUUUCUGUGAGAACACAGUGCAUGCAUACAUGUUUGGGGGGUGGGGGGGGGCAAUCGUAAGACUUCAACACCUAAUGUCAGCUGAAAUGGAGAUCAUUUCUGUGAGACCACAGUGCAUGCCCACAUGAUGGGGGGGGGGGGGGGGGCAAUCAGAAGACUUCAACACCUAAUGUCAGCUGAAAUGGAGAUCAAGCUAGGAAUAUCUGAAAAUACAAUAGUUUAUGUUCAUGUCAGUAGCUUAUGAUUGUUGAAUUUUGUAUCUUUGCUUCUUGUUUAACUAAAAGAUGAAUAAAUAAAUUGUAAUGUUAA
This is a messenger RNA of Nematostella vectensis (starlet sea anemone), 1274 nucleotides long. Its product is annotated as protein FAM133B. The transcript has 11 exons. The coding region runs from base 140 to 739 and encodes 199 amino acids. The record is from RefSeq and is a predicted model, not a curated record. Lineage: Eukaryota; Metazoa; Cnidaria; Anthozoa; Actiniaria; Edwardsiidae.